GGGUGGCGAAGGGUAUUUCGUGAACGACGUCUCGGGAGGAACGACGAAACGUCGUCGUCGUCGUCGUCGUCGUCGCCGUCGCUCCUUGAUCGUCGUUCAGGUAGGCGGAUAGAGGAAGAGGAGACUGGAGGUGGAUUAGUGCCGGACCUCCGUGUGCGGCCGCGGCGUCUCUCCGGAGGUGGGGAUGGAGCCGGAGCAACGAGGACGCACUUCGCGGGCGUCGUCGACGUCGAGCCUCGGACGCGAGGUCCGUUGCGGGUGUCAGUAUUACCAGAGCGACUCGCUUCUGCCGGAACGACGUGCUCUCCUCGUCAGACCGUCAUCCAGAACGAUGCAGCAGCCACCUGCGGUCCGCUGCAGCGAGCACGACUACGAACCGAUCGCGCCGCCGCCGCCGCCGCCGCCGCCGUCGCUGCCGCAUCCGGCGAUGGCACCGGUCGUGCGAAUCACCGACACGGACGUGAUGCCCGUCGCCGACAGCGACGACAGCAUCGACGACCGGGGCCGGUUGCCGCCGGAGUUGACCAGGGACGGCGACGUGAUCCUGCCGCUGGAUGGCAAAAUCGAGGACAGCGCGAUGGAGGGCCGCGAGCUCGGCGAAACCGGCGGUGACACCUCCGCCGAGGAGCUGGAACCCACGGCACAGCAGUUUCAGGACAGGCUUGAGGAGCGGUUCCUCACACCUACUCCCUACACCGAGUCGAGAACCGACGGCGAGAUUAACACUAGUCAGGUAGACUCGUCGGCGAUAGAGGAGCUGCCGCGUCAACGCGGCACUCGCGGCCUACCUCAACGCCUGAAGACACAAGCUGGUAAGCUACGCUCUCGGCUCCGUGGUAUCCAGCGGCCCAUGUUCUCGUUCCCGCAGAAACGGCAGAAGCCCGAAAAAGCAACGACGACAACGACGACGACGACAACGACCAUAGUGAGAUCGGCGGCGGCGAGUAGCGGCAAGUCGGACAAGUCUCGCAAGCCCGUAGAGAAGCGACCCAGCAGAAUCGACCGGAUAAAAACAUCCAUCUCCGAGAAGACGGGGAAAUUCAGUCUGCCCGACAGGUCCAAGUUUCACCUACCGGAGAGACCGAAGUUCAAUUUCCCGGACAAGUCGCGCUUCCACUUGCCGGACAAGUCGAAGUUCACCAUCAAGAAGCCUAACAUCCGCCUGCCCGAGGCACUCGCUCGCAUUAAGCGGCCGCCUCCCCUGCGCGAGCAACAGCAGCAGCAUUCGACAGAGUCCACCGCCGGCUCCAAGCGCAAUAUCUUCGACUUCGCCACAUAUCCGCGCAUCUUCGACAAGAAGUCCAAGAAACGCGGCGAGUACGCGACGUCCUCGCCCAAGGAUUCCAGGGCCCAGUCGGCGGAGAGCGCGACCUAUCCUCGCGCGCGGAAGGCAAAAUCCUUCGGCGCCAGGUGGGCGCAACGUUUUGGAGACUCGGCUUACGUUCAGGACCAAGAUCGUCCGGAGGAAGCGGCGGGGAGCGACGGCUCUCCUCCGUUGCGUCAGAGUUCGAUGGAGGAACCGCCGAGAUUGUCCGCGAGAACGGAGGAGGAGAUAUUGGCGGCGGCUCGCGCGAUUCCGUGGGAGGAUACGAGAAAGCGAGAACAAUAUGAUGAAGAGGAGAUACAGUACAUGGAUUACGAGCAAGAAUCGUCAGAGAUGUCGGAACGGCAUCCCGCUCCCCCGAAGAGAUCGCACAAGUCGCGAAGGCGGGAAGAAUCGUACGAACACGCGGAAGUGAUAGGGAUGCAUCCGAAAUUAUAUGACGAUCAGGAAAUCGAACACGUUCAUCGAGAUGACGAUGAAGAGAACGAGGACAUGGCGGUACAAGAUGAUUGGCAUGCGAAUCAACAGAUGAUGUACAAGGAGAAAUUCAAACCGAUCCCGAGGUCGCGAUCGUUGGACGAGGACAUGCCGCGAGUUCUGGAGCAAGAAAGAUACGACGGGGCGUUCAUGGCGGUGGAUCCGAGGCGAUUUAGACCGCGCAAGGCGUCCGAAGAGGAGGAAGGUGAAGAGGAGCACGAGCCUUCCUCGAUACAAUCGGAUCGGGAGCAGCAAGCGUCCAGCGGCAGUUCAUGCGAUCGAAGGCGUCGCGGAGUGAUAGAGGAGAUCGACUCGGACGAGUUCUUCCUGCGGGAGAGCGGUAUCAGCCAGGACGACAUGAAUCUGGGCAAUUACUUGACCGAUGAGAUCCGAAAUGCUCUCAUAUCAGAGGUCAUCAACGCGUUGCAGGACGACGAGCUACCACCUACUCCGCCUCAACGUCCUGCGAGAACGCGGACUUUGCGGAAGCACAAGGAGGGUUUAGUGGAGUCCAACGAGGCGAUACCACCGGUCAGACCGAAACGGGAACGAUCGGCGGCGGCGCGACGCAGUCGAGAGGCGUCGACCGAAAUGUUCCGCGAGCGCACCAGGAGCGAUUCCAGAAGCGACUCUAGACAUCGCGUGGUGUACCAGGCGGAGGGAGAUCAACCGGAACCACUGCAGGAGCCGUUGGACGACAUUGUCGUGGUGAAACCGGUGCGCAGAAAGUCGAGGUCGUCCUUGCGCAGUCACUCGCAGCCGCCGAUGGAAACAUCGAUACUCGCCCCACCGACACCCGUUACUGCUGUACCCGACUCGUCCGCCGCUCUUUCGUCCAUGCCACCGGUCGUACCGAUACGCAGAAAACGUUCGCAUCGGGAAGCGGUGAUGGACCGAAGAAACGGUGACGUGGGCGCAACACCGAUUUGCAACGGUCAUCACGACGAGUGGGAGAUCGAGAUCAUCGAGUCCAGAAAGCCGAUAAUUCCGGCGAAAUCGUCGCGAUCGCGGCAAUCGGCAGCCGAGCGAUUCGCCAACGGUGACGUCGUCAUGUCUGCGAGUCACGAGGACAUCGAGAAUUUGGAUGCGCGUCUUGGACGGGAAGACGUCGCGCCGGAGCCGGUACCGAUACCGCCGAAAAGACGAUCCCGCUCGAGGACAUCGGUCGCCGGCGAUGAGGACAGGACGUCGCAUGGCGCGGAAUCUCUGCCGGAGGCCGACUACGUCGAGGAGGACAUACCGCGGGAGGAGGAGAACGGUUCGUCGCGCGAUGUCUCGGGUUACGCGAUCGUGGAGAAGCGGGAGAAGCCGCCUAGACCGCCGCCACCCAGAAGAAAACGCGGCAAGUUCGCCACGAUGCCGAAACCGACCCCGCCUAAACGACCUCAACGAGCGUACAGCACUCUGGGGCCCACUAGAACGGGAGACACUAGCAUGACGUCGGAGACGAUCAUCAGCGCGAGUCUAGUACCGUCCGAAUCCGCGCCGUACAUCGAGGUCGGCGCGGAUGAAGUUGAACAUCGGGAUCUUCGCAGCGGCAAAUUGCUCAACAGGAUCCAAGGUCGUCCACUUCCGGCACCGCCGCGACCACCCAGGGCGAGGAAAGACCGCGCGAUAGUCGGACGACCUCGCACCCCGUUCGAAUACGCGGAGACAAAUGAGGCAACAACGGCGACGCAGACCGAUCCAUUGCCGGACGAUAUGGUGAUCGAGGAGAUAACCCAGGCAAAACUCAUAAUGACUCCUUCCAGAUCGGGCUCGCAAAUAAUGGUAUCGAUGGAGCGUAUCCCCAGUCCAAGUAGAACGGCCACACCUCCCGUACCUCCGCUACCGAUGCCACAAUUUCUACGAAAAGAGGAAAAAAAAGAGGAGGAAGAAGAUGAAGAAGAAGAAGAAGAAGAGCAGCUCCCAGGAGAAGAGGACAUCCGAAUGGCGUACGACACGGUGUCGCUAACGUCACCGUCACCCACGAGAGAGAUCGACUUGAAGAACAAGCACAGAUCGGCGCCACAUCUGGAGGAACGCAUCACGGAAGAAUCGCAAUCGCGGCCACAAGUCAAGUCGAGUCUGCUGUCCGACGAGCCGUUGAGAAUCAGCAGUCUCGAGGUCGGAGAUUUAAAGGUCGAUCGACUGAGCGUGUCGCAGAUAGAAGCUCACAAGAUCGUCGCGUCCGAAGUGGACGCGAUGAUGAUCACGGCGUCGGAAUUGAGAGGCGGCGGUUCCAUGGAGGAGAGUUUGUCGCCUGCCAUCAUCAGAGAGCUGAUGGCGAUCAGGAGCCACUUGGAGACCGUGGUGACUACCCAGGCGCAAGAGAGACAUCGUGAGAGCGAGAAGGAGUCCGCGAGCCACAAGAUAACCGACAUUCCCACCACGGAUGAUAGUCCAGUUCAGGAGCGGCAACCUGCUUCGCAGGACGUUCCACCGGAAACGGCGAAGCCCAGUGAGACUGUCGUGAACGAACCAGCGUCCACGGAAGAGAAGGCCGAGGCUGGCGAGGACCAAAAGGUUGUUAAAACAAACGUAGUAGAUGUCAGGGACAAAGAGAUAUCACAUCCCCUCUUAGUUGCUCAAACCAAAGAAUUCCCACCCCCACAGACACUUACGAUAGAUACAUUAGAGACCAAGGGUAAAGACGAAUCCACCACACACUUGCUCACGGUCGCUCAAGAUAAGUCCUUACGAAUUUUAGAUUCCGAACACCCCCUAACUUUGAGUUCACGAACCACGUCGGGCUCCCACGUGGAUGAAUCUCGUGCUUCAUAUCCUCCGUCGGAUGCGCCCUCAGCCCGGCCCUCCGAAUCGAGAGAGUCGCCGGAGCGCGUCGGCGAAUCUCCAAGUAUCUCUGUCCAGACUACUACUACUACUAUUACUACUUCUACUACUAUUACUACUACUGCUACUGCUACUGCUACUGCUACCACCGAGCUGAGCGCAACGUCUACAGGUCUUCGUGGCAGCAAAGACGAUGUGUCCGAUAGUAAAGAACAAACCCCUCGCACUUCAAGAUCUAGAUCCCCCUCGCCUAGCAAAAGUAUGCGGCAAACCGCGUCUCCGGUCCGUUCAUUGCCACCAGCCAUCUCCGUGACUCCCGAUAUGCCCGAUUCAAGCCCUGUAUCAGGACACGGUGGUACCUCGGCGGAAGCUAAGCCGCAACGUGCCGUCAUUUCCUAUUCUUCGGACGCGAGACACGAUGUCUCUAAAGACGGUCAGCCCAAGCGUGCUGUUAUUUCGCACUCUUCCGACGAGAGAGAAAGCUCCCUUACGGAAAAGCAACGGGAGUCCUCUCAAUCGCCAGUAUCCUCCUUUCCCCUAAGCUCGACUCACUUCAUCGCCUUUCCAGCUUCCGAAAUUCCGGCUCAAUUCUUUUCUCUGAGAAGUGAAACGCCAACGAGUCAACGCUCCGAUACGGAACCCGGUGUUAUAGACACUACGCAGCAGCUUCUUCGAGCACUUCGUUCGACCGGUAUAAGAGCCAUGAGGUGUCUCAUAAGGUAUCUAACGUCCACGUUAAGUGUGGAUGACACGAGAGAGAAGGUCAGAGAAGUGGAAUUAGCGAUAUGCGCCCUGUUACUUCUGAUCGUAGGCUUGUUGAUAUAUUAUUUUAGUAACACGCGGAUUGUAACACAUCAUCAUCAUUGGGAUUACUUCAAUCCCCCUCAAUAGCACCUUCGCAAUCCAUUUCGCCUACAUCGUGUACACAAAUUCGUAAAUAAUUCAUUGGUUCGUAGAAAUUAAAAUUUCGUACCUGUAAUUGUAUAAAUCUGUUUUGUACGAUUUUGUCUCGAAAAAAAAAAAUACCGACUAGAACACGACAAAGUAAGGAGAAUUCGAAUGGAAUUAGAGUUCUUGUACACAUAUUAGAAUAAAACGAAGUGCCAGGUUUGUAAGAAA
Messenger RNA from Wasmannia auropunctata (little fire ant), 5692 nucleotides. RefSeq lists its product as uncharacterized. The transcript has 3 exons. The record is from RefSeq and is a predicted model, not a curated record. Bases 185 to 5464 code for a protein of 1759 amino acids. NCBI's taxonomy places the organism in Eukaryota, Metazoa, Arthropoda, Insecta, Hymenoptera, Formicidae.